This is a messenger RNA of Aspergillus mulundensis, 1206 nucleotides long. RefSeq names its product peroxisomal membrane protein PEX14. Lineage: Eukaryota; Fungi; Ascomycota; Eurotiomycetes; Eurotiales; Aspergillaceae. Bases 1 to 1206 code for a protein of 401 amino acids. Gene Ontology annotation, biological process: protein import into peroxisome matrix, docking. The transcript has a single exon. Gene Ontology annotation, cellular component: peroxisomal importomer complex; peroxisomal membrane. The record is from RefSeq and is a predicted model, not a curated record. Gene Ontology annotation, molecular function: signaling receptor binding.
AUGUCUGACUCCGAUUCGAGACCUUCUAUUCCAUCAUGGCAACGACAACACCCUGCUUCCUCGCCGCCGACCUCCGAUGGCAACGCUACCGAUAAUGACGACCGUUCAACACUGCUAGAGCAAGCGUCGAACUUCCUUCAAGAUGACUCAAUCCGAGACGCUCCUACAGAUCAAAAGAUUACAUUCCUGGAGUCCAAGGGUCUGACAGCUACCGAGAUUGACAGCCUACUGGGUGUGUCGCGGAACCCCGAGGCCAACAGCAGCGAUAGCUCAGCCGAGGAAAACAAGAGCGCGCCUACUCCGAGCACAGGAGCAGACAGCAAAGCUUCCCUAGAACAAGACGUUACAGCAAAUACCCCAUCCUCAGACACAAGGCCCGCCGACUCUGCGCCCCGCGACGUCCCUCCGAUUAUCACCUACCCCGAAUUUCUCCUCCACCAGUCUAAACCCCCGCCUCUGGUCACUCUUCGCAGCGUCCUCUAUACCCUCUACGGCGCAGCUGGUCUUAGUGCUGCUGCAUAUGGCGCAAGUGAAUACCUCGUGAAGCCAAUGAUUUCAGCCCUCACAGACGCCCGUCUCGAUCUUGCCCAUACAACGGAGGAGAACCUCAAGAAACUCAACGAAAAACUUGAGCAGAACGUCUCCCAACUCCCACCUAGUCUAACCGCAAAACUCACCACAUCUACCGGUCACUCCGAAGAAGACAUUGAAUCCAUAACCUCCGAUCCCACCGAGCUCUUCCACCGCGACAUCGGCACCCAAACAUCCCACGACCUCAUCCAAACCCCAUCCACCACAUCCACAUCGACUGUCGCAGAAACCACAUCAAAUGACCCAACUGUAGCCGUGACAACACAUCAAAAACGCCUCGAGACAAUCGGCGCCCACCUCCGCGAGCUCGAAGACGCACAGUCGCAGUCGAGUACUCUCCACGAUACAACUCGCAGCCGCAUCAGCGAUCUCCAUCACUACCUAGACAGACUUAUGUACGCCAAAAACUCGCACCUUUACUCCAGUUUGAGUUACGGCGGCUACAGCACGCCUGGAAUUGACACCGGCGCUGCGGCAACGGGCGUCGGGAAGGCCGAGGAAGACGCCAUUGCAGGCUUUAGGGCUGAGAUCCGUGGUGUCAAGGGGGCUUUGCUUAGUGCGAGGAACUUUCCUUCAGGGAGGAGUGCCGGCUUGAGGUCUUCGUAUGUGCGGUGA